GAGAGCAGCGCAGUAAACAAACAAAGUCGAAAACGUCAGCAAGCAGAGACGACCUCUGACAGCAUCAAAAUGCCAAAGACAACAUUGUCACUGGUGUUGCCCCUCGACAACGAGAAAUGGAAAGCAGAGGACUUGUGUCACUACCUGGAAGACUGUCAAAACACAGUUAAAGACAAAAAGAUCACUGUUGCCAUGUUGAAAAAUCUCACAGAUGCUAAGCAGAGAGAACUAGGCAUGAGUAUCACUGAACAGAGCAAAGAACAAGGCAAGGUGUUCAAUGAUCCCAUCCACGGGCAUGUGGAGUUACACCCACUACUCAUCAAAAUCAUAGACACGCCUCAGUUCCAGAGACUGCGAAACAUCAAGCAGCUUGGAGGGGCCUACUAUGUUUUCCCUGGAGCGUCCCACAACCGCUUUGAACACUCCAUUGGAGUGCGCGUACUUAGGCAGGAGAGUUUGCACAAGCUCUAA
Molecule: messenger RNA, 471 nt
Organism: Seriola dumerili (greater amberjack)
Lineage: Eukaryota; Metazoa; Chordata; Actinopteri; Carangiformes; Carangidae
Product: deoxynucleoside triphosphate triphosphohydrolase SAMHD1-like
Exons: 6
Coding region: 70-471 (133 amino acids)
Biological process (GO): defense response to virus; dGTP catabolic process; regulation of innate immune response
Cellular component (GO): nucleus
Molecular function (GO): dGTPase activity
Source: RefSeq, a predicted model, not a curated record